Molecule: messenger RNA, 867 nt
Organism: Candidozyma auris
Lineage: Eukaryota; Fungi; Ascomycota; Pichiomycetes; Serinales; Metschnikowiaceae
Exons: 1
Coding region: 1-867 (288 amino acids)
Cellular component (GO): cellular bud neck; fungal-type vacuole
Source: RefSeq, a predicted model, not a curated record
AUGUCGUUUGUGACAAAAACCAUAGUGGGCAGCUUAAUCCCGAAUAAAAGAGAUGAUGAUAUGCCUGCUGCUACCACAGAAAAGGCUUCCAAGUCGGGAGACAUGCCUUCGAUGUCUUCUGGAGGUAUGCCUUCGAUCUCGUCCUCAAGUGAGCUGUUUUCAACUCCCUCGGUGACGGUUCCCCCCAGUAAUCAUAAUCCAUACAUCCACAGGGAAACCCGACUCACAGGUACGGUUUUCAUUGCAGUUGGCAGUGUUGUGGGUGCCAUAAUAUUAGCAUUUGUUUUGUUUCACCUCAUAAGAUCGAUUCGUGCCUCGAUGUUAGCGAAAAAGUCAUUCAGAAAUGAGAAGACCAUGUAUGAGAGGUACGACCGAAACAAUCAUAUGUUCAGAAAUUCUGUGGGCUCCUCGAGCACGCAAUUGCUCAACAACGAGUAUCAUGGCUCCGUGACGAAGAUUCCACUAAUGUCGACAAAAUCGAUCUAUGAUGGGGACGCCUCCACGCUUCACAUGUCAGAGACACCUUACGCUACAUCACACCACGAUCUCACGAGUAUGUUCGUAUCUCCAACUAAAGAGGUGAUGACUCAUGGCAGGAGCCGUUCUGUGACGAAUAUUCUCGGAGGCACGAACCUCUCUUUGCGUAACAACGAGCCAACGCCGGCCAUCAACAGGCACUCGCAAGUGAUCCCCAACAUGUACUUGAGUCCUGGCUUUAACAACAGUGAGUACUCUUUGCUGGACCAUGUCGGUGAAGGCGGCAAUUCAGGUAAGUCCUCGUCCAACUCUCCCGAUAACAGUCCAAACCCUAGGGCCAAGAGGAAGACAAUUCCAAGUACUUACUUGGAGGAUCUCAUUGACAAGUAA